This is a messenger RNA of Fusarium venenatum, 900 nucleotides long. RefSeq lists its product as uncharacterized. NCBI's taxonomy places the organism in Eukaryota, Fungi, Ascomycota, Sordariomycetes, Hypocreales, Nectriaceae. The record is from RefSeq and is a predicted model, not a curated record.
AUGAAGCAAGCAAAGAGUCAUCUCGACUUCACGGCGCAAAACCUACCUGGUCCAUGCUUCCGAGACCUCAACUACACUGCUUACGACGCCAACAUCACAAAAUCUCGUCGGCUACAUCUGUCGGCCUACUUUAAAUUUAUGCGCCCCGAAAUAAGUUAUCUCUACGAUGAUUAUGCAGUGGAAGCCCGCAAGAGAGCCUGUCAGGUACUCUAUAACAAAGCGAAGCAGCGUGGUGUCCCCAUACCGUAUUUCGAGUACCUUGUUGACAACUGUUUUUGGAAGCUAUGGUUCAGUUCAUUUGGCUCUGAUGCGCCUUUGUGGCCUUGGGGACCUCAAAAAGUCCCAAUGACAUUGGAACCUGGGGAGAAACCGAGUCGUACAUAUGCCAAAUAUUGUGAAAGCCGCGCCACUGAAACUUCCAGAGAAUCAAGCGCUGCUAGGUUUAUGUCACAGGCCGAGCCCGAUCCAGAGUCUUCAAUCGAUCCCAACUCACAGUACAUUGUGCGGUCACAAGCCGUGUUCACGAAAUCUGGAGAUGAUAAACCAGAACCAGACCUCGAUUUGAAAAAGCGAGAGGCUGCUUGGGAAAAACUGGAUCCUUUCGAGCAUGUGCCCGGCAUUGUCGGGCCAUUCGAAGUCGAACCACCAUCGCUAACACCUAUCGAGACGCUCGUAACACAAGAUCUGGCGGUAAUCAAUACUUUAUUUGAGGGACAUGCCAUCAUCAAGGCAAACAUAACUCGACGAAGAGUCAUCGUUUCGUUUCCUGAGACGGUUGAAGACGGGAGUGAAACCAGACAGAAGCAUUCCAUUGUUUGGGGACACGUACGUGGAUGGGUUGAUUCGAUCAACCAGAAGAAAUACGUAACACUACGUGAACAUUUACAAAGUGUUCUAUAA